AUGUCUUCAAUGACUCAAGUCAAGGAAACAAAUCAGCGUUUGGAGCAGCGCUGGUUCUUGAUAAAUCUCGAGGCUGCCAUCGAUGCCCUUGACGUGCACAAACUUAACGCCACAAAACUCAAGGAAUUGAACUUGAACGUCAAGCUUUGCCGUAUGACUCUCGAUCAAAACUCAGAGUUCAAGCCUCACUUCUUCGCACCAAGACCUAACCUCCCGCAACCCAGCGAUGAGAUACUCAACGAGGCCUGUUUAGUUGGGGACCCUGAGCAAUGUUUUACAGACCCAUACUCUCGUGCGUAUGCUAUUCACACCGAUUGGAACUCGUAUGCCUUCCACCAAGUACGUUUCGAUGCUCAUGGGCCGUGGUGCUCAAAGGAGCCCAUCGACUACACCCCUUACAAGGACCUGUAUCAGCAUGACGAUCCCUCAUUUGGCGCUUUCAGGAUGAUGGAUAGUGAGGGAAGUAAAUUCCCGCAUUUUAAAGCAGUCAUAUACAACGACCUGGAGGCGGACAAUGAAACUUGUUUCCGUGGUGAGCUCCUGAUCAGCCUUCGCCUAAUGUUAGGCCAAUUGAGAAAGCUGCGCUUGGCUCACCAUAAUAUAGCACCGGUUUUGCUUAUCUCAUUGAUGGGAAAGCGUGCACGUUUAUUGGAGUCCUAUUUUGACGAAAAAUCUAAAUCCCUCGUCGUGCGCUCUUCUGAUCUUUACGAAUUCUCCAACCAGACGUCGAUAUCGAAAGCGUUCAAGACCCUCGCCGAGUAUUUUCUCGGCGACGCUGUAGGGAAUACAGACUAG
Messenger RNA from Penicillium vulpinum, 795 nucleotides. RefSeq lists its product as uncharacterized. Lineage: Eukaryota; Fungi; Ascomycota; Eurotiomycetes; Eurotiales; Aspergillaceae. Bases 1 to 795 code for a protein of 264 amino acids. The transcript is spliced from 3 exons. The record is from RefSeq and is a predicted model, not a curated record.